AUGAAAGUCAGUCCUGACAAGAUCUUCGCCUGUGAGCGUGAGGUGUCCACCAUCCUGUGUGUUCAUGAGCCAGAGCGUGUCACGGUUCAUUGGUUAGGGAAUGACUCCUGUGACCCGGGAGCGUGUAACAGCCCAGGGCAUUGGUCAAGACCAGCAUGUCCCCACCUCCAGUGUCCAACGAGUUGUGACCCACACGAAACAAAGCCAGCUGGUGUGGCAAGGGAGAUAACCGAGUCGGAACAUUUGGUGGCGGACCAGACAGUUCAGUACAGAUUAUGUUUGUUACUCUCUGUCCUGGGCCUCGUCGGGGUUGUGAGCAUCAUCAUCAACGUAAACCUUCUCUUCAUGUACCUCAACAUCCGGCGACGACUUCUUAUUUCCAUUUGAAGAAUAUUCUGAUCCCCAUGGUAACACACCGGUGAACAGUGACCGGAGUUCAGCAACUGGAACUAUAGAGGUGACCGCCGUGGUUAAGACGGCCCCUGCGAAUAUAAUUGGUUGACUAGCAGUGAGUGAGUGAGAGUGAAUUUAGUUCUACGCCUCUUUUAGCACUAUGUAACGACGGGUCGGAUACCAGAAAUGGACUUCACACAUUGUACCCAUGUGGGAAAUCGAACCCGGUUCGCGUGACGAGCGAACGCCUUAGCCACUAGGCUACCCCACCGCCCCCACAUGAUUUAUUAGAUCUGCAGUCCAUAACAACGUUAUUACAAGCUACAAGAUACAACAAGGAGAUAUUUUGAAAAUAUUCUUAACAUAUUUACGGGGCGGUGGGGUAGCUUUCUGGUUAAAGUGUUCGCUUGUCACGCCAAAGUCCCGGGUUCGAUCCCCCACAUAAGUACAAUGUGUGAAGCCAAUUUCUGGUGUCCACCACCGUGAUAUUGCUGGGAGAUUGCUAAAAGCGGCGUAAACUAAAUCCAGUAUACAUAUUUACACCCCAAAACACUUCACGAGUCAUUUUAUCACUCCACUGCCAACGCCUAUGCAUAUUGUAAUCCUAACUUCGCCCAGACUCGGGCUGUGACGUCAUAGUGGAGGACCAUAUGCCAUUUUCCUUUGUUUACUCUGGAAUCUGGUACUGUCUGGAUGUAGUAGACUCGAGAUAGGAUAUCGUAUUAUGUUGGUGUGUCCCAGUCCAUAAAAAGGUACCAAGUCUCA
This is a messenger RNA of Haliotis rubra (blacklip abalone), 1158 nucleotides long. RefSeq lists its product as uncharacterized. Bases 1 to 387 code for a protein of 128 amino acids. The transcript is spliced from 4 exons. The record is from RefSeq and is a predicted model, not a curated record. Lineage: Eukaryota; Metazoa; Mollusca; Gastropoda; Lepetellida; Haliotidae.